Messenger RNA from Aplosporella prunicola CBS 121167, 4965 nucleotides. RefSeq lists its product as uncharacterized. Gene Ontology annotation, biological process: fatty acid biosynthetic process; secondary metabolite biosynthetic process. The coding region runs from base 151 to 4965 and encodes 1604 amino acids. Gene Ontology annotation, molecular function: fatty acid synthase activity; phosphopantetheine binding. NCBI's taxonomy places the organism in Eukaryota, Fungi, Ascomycota, Dothideomycetes, Botryosphaeriales, Aplosporellaceae. The record is from RefSeq and is a predicted model, not a curated record. The transcript has 6 exons.
GUUCUUCGCCAGCGAUGGGAGCCGUGGCUAAAGAGAGACGCCCGCAAUGCCGAAGAGAUUAAGAAAACAAUUUCCAAAGGAUAUUUCCUUGACCACUUGGAGAACUUCGAUGCCGCAUUCUUUGGUAUCUCUCCAAAGGAGGCCGAGCAAAUGGAUCCUCAUCAAAGACUCGCCCUUGAACUGCCAUGGGAAGCUCUGGAGAAUUCGGGAAUAAAUCCCAAGUCACUCGCUGGCUCGGAUACGUCUGUAUUUAUGGGCAUCGACUCGGACGACUAUUCCAGGCUACUUUUGGAAGACAUACCCAACAUCGAACCUUGGAUGGGAAUUGGUACAGCACACCACGGUGUUCCCAACCGGACUUCGUAUCAUCUCGACCUCAUGGGCGCAAGUGCGGCAGUCGAUGCAGCAUGUGCCUCCUCGCUAGUGGCCGUUCAUCUUGGACGACAAGCCAUCUUGACUGGGGAAUCUCAAAUUUCCAUUGUUGAUGGCGUCUGCCUCUCAUUCGAUGACGACGCUCACGGGUACGCAAGAGGAGAAGGCGGAGCAGUUAUCAUCCUCAAGCGGCUUUCCAAGGCGAUUUCAGACGAUGACAAUAUUCUGGCCGUCCUAAAAGGCUGUGCCAUUGCCCAAGAUGGCAAAACAAACGGCGUCAUGGCACCAAAUGCUAAGGCCCAAGAAUUGGUAGCCAGACAAGCUCUCGAACGCUCUGGAAUUGACCCUUUAACAGUGAGCUACAUUGAGGCCCAUGCAACUUCAACAUCCUUAGGAGACCAGACGGAGAUUUCUGCUCUCUCUGCCGUGUAUGGCACUGGACGGCCCGCCGGAGCUCCUGCUUUCAUUGGAUUUAUCAAACCAAAUGUUGGCCACCUCGAAGCAGCGGCUGGUGCGAUUGAUCUUAUCAAGGCUAUUCUGGCUGUCAACAAGGGCAAACUUGCACUUCAGGCCAGGCUUAAAAAGCUGAAUUCCAAAAUCAACUGGGAUAAUUCGGGUCUUGAGGUUGUUCGCGAGGCCUGUAUGCGGCCGAAGCAAAGUGUCCCUCGCAGAGCUGCUGUAUGCUCAUAUGGCUAUGGUGGCACCGUUUCUCAUGCCAUCAUUGAACAAACACCUCUGAAAUGUUCAACUGUUUCUUCUAUAAACCAGACUGUUGAAAUCGCCGGUCCAGUCAUUUUGACUAUUUCUGCACCGCAUGAGAAGCGGUUGGCUACACAAGCUGCUUCCCUAGGCGACUGGCUUUCUGAUGUUGCUAUUGCCGCCACUCUGGCCUUACGCCGCGCUCACCUCGACCACCGCGUGGCGUUCGUGGUUGAUAGUCAUGAAGGCGCAGUCAAUUCUUUGACCGCUUUCGCCAACGGAGCCGCAAAUAAGUGGAGAGUAGAAGGUAGACCCUUUAGUGCAAGCACAAACAAAGACGUUGUAUGGGACUUCUCGGGACAUGGAGCACAAAUUCCCGUUUUCUACAAGAUGAUAUCUUCCCUGGAGGGGAUAGUACAGCAAGAACUCGGCUAUUCGGCCAUACAAGCAUUAGAAAGCGGCGAGUUCGCCGAUUCUGACAAGAUCCAGGUGCUCACCUACAUCGUUAAAGUCGGUCUAAGCCAAGUCUUGAAAUCGAAGGGAGUGGAACCUCACGCAGUCAUUGGUCAUUCGAUGGGCGAGGGGUUGCUGCAUCUGUUGUUGCCGGUUGCCUCACUCCGGAAGAAGGUGAAAAGACUUGGUGGAAUGGCAUUUGUCAACAAGCCGUUUGAUCAAGUUAAGGAGCAGCUCCGUGGUAGACGCGAUAUUCUACCUGUUGUCUUUUCUUCACCUUCAUCCUCUGUUGUCAGUGGAAAGAUUGCUGCCCUCCAGGAAUAUGUGGAGAGCCUCAAAAAGGAAGGAAUCAAAACCGUCUUCGUCAAGACAGACAUCGCGUUCCAUAGUCCGAUGAUGGAGGAGCUUGCGGUUCCUCUCGCCGAAGCAUUGUCUGAGUCUCUCAACCCUCUUCCGGCGAAAAUCUCCAUCUACUCAACCUCACACGCCGACCCGCGCACGACGGUGAGUCGAAACAGCGAAUAUUGGAUCAACAACAUGACCAGCCCGGUCCGGCUGACAUCGGCUGUGGACGCGGCGGUUGAUGACGGGUUCCGAGUGUUCCUUGAAGUAUCGACUCAUCCGAUUGUACUUCACUCCAUUAACGAGUCACUCGCGGCACAUGAUCUGGACGAGGAUAUGCCCGCCGAGAAAAGCAUUUUGCUUGCCAUUUCACAGCUUCACAUGAAAGGUUCUCAUGUAGACUUCAAAGCUUUGUUUGAUUGGCGAUGGUCGCCUGCGGUCCCUGGUACAAAAUGGUGCCACAAACCUUACUGGCGAGAAGUCGAAACCGGCCCUCCGAAUACAGAGAUAACACAUAGUGUUGAGAAACACAUGUUGCUUGGACUUCGCACUUCCAUAGCUGGAACUAAGACUGUUCUUCACACGACAAAGCUUGAUUGUAACAGCAAACCCUACCCUGGAACCCACCCAGUGGAUGACACCGAGAUCGUUCCUGCUGCUGUAUAUAUUAACACUUUUCAUUAUGCAACUGGAUCUUCCGUUUUCUCUGACAUCAAGCUUAGUAUGCCAAUCGCAAUCAGUAACGAACCACGAGACAUUCAGAUUAUUAUCCAAGGCGAAAGCCUCAAGGUAGCCUCGCGCCUGGAACAGGACGGGGUCAUCGAAGAACAUUCCUGGAUUACACACAGUAGCUGCCGUUAUAGCUCCACAAAACCACCUCAGGACGGACACCUCUUCGAUAUCCAUGCGGCCAAGGAACGGAUAGGGACGGUGUUUCCGAAUGAAUUCAUGAUUGAGUACCUCAACAAAAUUGGCGUUACAGGGAUAGCAUUUCCAUGGGCCGUCAUAGAGCACUAUGGUAACGUGGAUGAGAUGGUCGUUAAAAUCGAUUUUGAUCCCGAGCAUGCGUCUGUUACCUGGGACGCCAACUCUUGGGCCCCUCUUCUUGACGCUGCAACAUCUGUCGGCUCGACUGUUUUCUUCAGUGACCCUAAGUUGCGCAUUAUUUCACAAAUCGACAAAGUAUACAUUUAUUCGCAGGGACAACCUCCGAAGUCUGGUUAUAUGUAUAUACAGUCGUCAACCGACAACAAGAGUGCAGCUGCGAAUGUCACGAUCCUCAACGAACAAGGAGAGUUGUUGGCCGAGUUUCGGUCUAUGAGGUUUUCCGAGGUCGACGGUGCUUCAGGAGCAAGCGGAAGUGUCGACAGCCUUGUACACCAAAUUGCGUGGAUCCCGCCGAAGUUCUCAGAGAACCCUCUCAACCUGGACCAUGCUGUUCUCGUGUCAGAAGACUUCGCUGUACUUGAACAAUAUAGCAAACAACUAAAACAACAGACACGGAGUAUGUUCCAGCUGCAAGGGGUGAAAGAUUUGGAGCAGGAAGACAUACUCGGCGCUCUGAAUAAGAAGAGUUCUGCCAUUGUGUACGUCCCCGGCUCCGUUGGGCAUCUGGAAGAUGUUCCGGCAGCAGUGGAGAGGUACAUCUGGGAAGUAGUAAGUAUCGUCAAGCUGAUUACUAACUCUUCGCUCGCCGCCAAAGUCUUCGUUAUCACGAACAGAGUUUUUGCAGGAGAAUCGCCCACUGCGCUUGCCCAUGGGCCCCUGUAUGGUCUUGCCCGCAUUGUUGCCUCGGAGUAUCCAGAUCUCUGGGGUGCCUUGGUCGACAACGAAAACUCGCUCUUUCCAAUAUUAGCAGUCAAAUACGUUCAAGAGCAGGAUGUCAUUCGUGUACAAGACGGGCUGCCUAGAGUUGCACGUAUGCGUCCGCUUUCGAGCGAACAGUGCUACGCACUUGACUCCACGAAGACCCUACUUCCGAAGCCAGAGGGUACUUAUGUUGUUACUGGUGGCAUGGGAGCUCUAGGGCUCGAGAUCUGCUCUUUCCUGGUGGAGAAGCGGGCUAGGCGCAUUGUGAUUGUCUCACGCAGAACUAUUCCUCCUCGCCGGACAUGGCAUAAAGCCUCGGGCCCGAUGGUUCCAAUUAUUCAAAGGAUUCGGGACUUAGAGAAGCUUGGUGCAACUAUCCAUGCUUCAUCGUUGGAUAUUGGCGCUGAAGAUGCCCAUGACCUGCUGCUUGCAGAGAUUGACUGCCUUUCACUUCCUCCAGUUCUCGGAGUUGUCCAUGCGGCCGGUGUUCUUGAGGACAAGCUUGUUCUUGAUACGACUGUUGAUCCGUUUGCCCGUGUACUAAGACCAAAGGUCUCCGGUGCGUUAACGUUGCAUAAGGCAUUCCCCUCUACCACUCUCGACUUCUUUAUCCUGUUCUCUUCCAUCGGUCAGCUUGUGGGAACUCUAGGCCAGAGUUCCUACGGCAGUGGCAAUGCUUUCCUUGACGCAUUGGCUGUGCACCGCAGGCUCCAGGGAGAUAACUCCAUUGCUUUUCAAUGGACCGCGUGGCGCGGUUUAGGAAUGGCAGCUAGUGCAGACUUUCUUACCGUGGAGCUGCAAAACAAAGGCAUCACUGAUAUCACUCGCGAUGAUGCCUUCCGCGCUUGGGAGCACAUAGACAAGUAUGACAUGGAUCAUGCGGUUGUCUGCCGUACUCUACCAAUCAACGAGGAUGAAUCUGUCGCGGUCCCGAUACUGGAGCAAAUCGUCGCCCGACGUGCUGAAUCCCGCCCUGCGGAAUCUAAAGAAGAAAGAAAUGCUAAGCCUAUAUUAAGGCCGAUCUUGCCUCAAGACCUAAGGGGUUGGAUUAGCGUUAAGAUCCGUGAGUGUGUUGGUGCAGUGCUAAUGAUUAACGACAUUGAAAAAAUCGACCUUCGGACUGCCUUCUCCGACUUAGGCAUUGACAGUGUCAUGACUGUCUCCCUCCGGCAGAAGCUCCAAGCCGUUAUGAAAGUAAAGAUUCCACCUACGUUGACAUGGAAUCAUCCUACGGUGAAUCAUCUUGUUGAAUGGUUCUACAAGAAGUUGAGGGAGGUUGCACGGAGAUGA